AUGCAGGAGUCCGGGGAGGGCGUGCGGCAGGCGCCGCCGCCGCGGGGGUGCGCCCGGGCGCGGGGCGGCGCCGGGGCAGAGCGCCGGCCGCUGACGCAGCUCUCGGCCAGGGCCAGGGAGGCUGCGGCGGCGGCCCUCGGCGGGCCCGGCGGGGUGCGGGCGGCCGCAGUGGAGCGCAGUGUCAGGCGGGGGCGCAUUGCUUUGAAGUUCAACUACUGGGAGGGCCACGAGGACGACGCUCGGCUGGCCAGACUUUCGCCCGCGUACGGCCGCCUGAAGGGGUAUCAGAAGGUCGGCGUGCGGUGGCUCUUGGCGCAGGCGCAGGGCGGGUUUGGCAGCAUCCUCGCGGAUGAGAUGGGGCUGGGCAAGACAGCGCAGACGCUGACUUUCCUGGACCUCUGGCAAUCUGUCGGGCGUGAUGGGCGCUCGACUGGGGAUCAGGUGCCCUCGGAGCCGCCCGAGCCGGACGUCCAGAGGCCAGUGAGGCCUUCGCUCGUCCUGAUCCCAGCCUCUGUGAUAAACACCUGGGAAACCGAGGCUCAGAAGUGGUGCCCCCAUCUGACGGCGUUCACAUAUCAUGCUGGCUCGGCUCGAGAGAGGUGCGAACUGGCGGAUAAGUACUUCGCCGAACACGACGGCAGGUGUGCGCUGAUCCUCACUACGGCUGGAGUUCUUCACUGCAGGGACGAUCGGGCGUUCUUCUUCGGCAGGCUGCACUUCGACUUCCUCGUCAUCGAUGAGGCCCACUGCAUGAAGAACUCGGAGUCCGCCCGCUUCCGCGACGUGACCCGGGGCAUCCGUGUCGAUCGUCGCGUGCUGCUCACGGGCACGCCCGUGCAGAACUCCCUGCGCGAGCUCGCCAACCUCCUGACCAUCGUGCUGGCCGCCCCAGGGGAGCAGCGCGGUCAGGGCCGGCGCACGUCCGCGGUCGUGGAGGAGCUGGGGCGGGUGGUGGAGACGGGCUCGCUGCGCGCGCUCCAGACCCGCGCUGCGCCCCUCAUCCUGCGGCGCCUCAAGAGGAACGUAAUGUCCGACCUGCCGCCGAAGCAGGGCCACACGCUCCGAUGCGCGCUCGACGGCCGGCAGCAGGCGCUGUACGACGCGGAGGUCUCGCGGGCGCGGGCGGCAGCGCAGAGGGGCGGCCGGGACACGCUGAAGGCCAGGCGGGAGUUCGUGCGCACCCUGUUCCACCGGCUGCGGCGCCUGUGCGGCCACCCGCUGCUGAGCCAGACGCGGCUUGACGAGCGGGACUACGGCCGGCUGGUGGACCUGCUGUGCGGGUUGCGGCCCGACUUCCAGAAGGCGCCGCGCGAGCGGGCGCUGGCGCACGUGAAGGGCUGGAGCGACUUCGACGUCGCCGUGGCGGUCAGAGACUACGGGCUCGCGGACCGGCUGGGGCCGGGGUUCGACCGCGCGCGCUUCGAGAUGCCCGCCCGGGCCGAGCUGGUGGAGGGCAGCGCCAAGAUCAAGGAGCUGAUCCGGCUGCUGCGCAAGCAGCGCGAGGCGGGGGCCAAGACGCUGGUGUUCUCCCAGUUCACGGAGUACCUGGACGUCAUCGGCGAGGCGCUGAGCGCCGAGGGCUUCAUGUACGCCAGGCUGGACGGUGGGACCAAGAUCGAGGACCGGCCAGAGGUGAUGCAGAACUUCCAGGCCAAGGGCUCCGGGGUGGACGUCUUCCUGCUCUCCAUGAAGGCCGGCGGCACGGGCCUCAAUCUGACCGCCGCCGACGUGGUCGUGCUGAUGGACGUGUCCUUCAAUCCGCAGGACAACCGCCAGGCCGAGGACCGCGCCCACCGGUUGGGUCAGACCAAGCCCGUGAGCGUCUACUACCUCGUCUCGGCCGGGACGGUGGAGGACGACAGUUCUUCGCGCGAGCCUGCGCAAGCUGGCACUGGACUACCAGUUCGGCGGGCAGCGCCUGCUGCUCCAGGAGACGAGGGGCGCGUCUCCACCGCCCAACAUGCCGCGGGCCUCGGAGGUCGAGGUCGAGGACGAGGACGAGGACGAGGAAGAGGACGAGGGCACGCAGGCCGACGGGCCCCGCGGUAAGGGCGCCGAGAAGCAGGUGGAGCAGGAGGUCCUCGCGGCCCUGCAGGCGCAGUGGGGCGCCUGAGCCCGUCGAGGGCGCGGAGGCCGCUCGAGGCAGCCGUGACCUGCCUCGAGCGGCCCCAGCCGUGCGAGGUGCACCCGGCCGUGGCCGGCGGUGCCGUGCCGAGAGCCCCCCCCCCGCGGCUCGCUCAGAGGGCUCCGACGGCGGCCCCGCCAGGGGCCCUCUCGCGCACGCCGUCGGAGCGGGAGCGUCGCGCUCGCGUCCAGCCGCCGUGCCGCCGUGGUCCAGGUCUGGGCGGGGAGCUCGUGCGGGGGCAGCCUGCGAGCCAAGUGCGCGGGUGCCCUGCGCAGAGGCGUCGCAGGAUCUCGGCGCAGGCUGGCCUCAGCGUGCAGAGCAGCGGAGGCCGUGCCGAACCUGGGCAAGCGACCCCCCGUGAGCGCGCCCCGUCCCGUAGAAGCCAGGGAACGCGGUGAAGUUGGCAUUGGGUGUCCUCGACAUCCUGGUGCUGUUUGGUUGUGUCUCUUGCUGCAUCUAUAGAAGGCUGCUGCUGGAUGCAUUUGCAGCCAGGCUGCGGCGCAGCGGAGCGUUCGAUAGCGAGGGCCUCCCAAUGCUGCUUGCUUGGUGGCUGGAACGUGCUCGAGCCGAGC
Molecule: messenger RNA, 2697 nt
Organism: Prorocentrum cordatum
Lineage: Eukaryota; Dinophyceae; Prorocentrales; Prorocentraceae
Source: the annotation of a GenBank genome assembly